GAGAAAAAAAAUAAAAAGCCCUUAGAAGAACUUCCUGUCUUCCUUCUGUUUUCAGAUCUAUUAUUUUGUUGUUGUUUUGUUUUGUUUUUCAUUAAUUAUGAUGGAGACGUGGCGGCAGGUGUUAUUGAAUUCUGGCCUCACUGUCCUCUCACACCCUUUGAUGUACAUUAAAGUCCUGAUCCAGGUUGGACAUGAGCCUCUUCCCCCAACACUGGGCAGAAACCUGUUUGGAAGACAGGUCUACCACCUGCCUGGACUGUUUGCUUAUGCAAAAUACAUCAUCAAAAUUGAUGGAAGAAUGGGUCUGCUUAGAGGACUGGGCCCACGGCUCUGUGCCGGCUCCCUUGGCACAGUCGUGCACACCAGAGUUUUACAGGAAUGCCAACAGGGCGGCAAACUCGAGGUACUGGACCAACGGCACAGUUCUCAAGACUGCUCCUUCCAGCAUGUUGUUGAUGAGACGACCAAAGAGAUGAUGGCUCGUGUCUGUGCCAACAUUGUCACACAACCCUUUCACGUGAUUACUUUGCGAUGCAUGGUCCAGUUUAUUGGGAGAGAAACAAAAUACAGCGGCGUGUUUGACUCGAUAGUCACCAUCUACAGAGAAGAAGGCAUCCUGGGCUUCUUUGCUGGUUUGAUUCCUCGCCUGCUUGCAGACGUCCUGUCACUGUGGAUCUGUAACCUGCUGGCUCAUUUCAUCAACAGAUACGCCAUUGAUGACUCGAUGAGCCACAAAGACGAAAUGAGGAGUUGCUCCCAGACUCUGGCCGGGUUGUUGGGCAACAUGGUCACGUACCCGUUCGCUCUGAUAUCGAGCGUCAUGGCGGUCAAUAACUGCGGGCUGACUGGAGGCCUGCCCCCUUACAGUCCUGCAUAUCCCACCUGGGUGGACUGCUGGAGGCACCUGAGCAGAACGGGCGACCUGACCAGAGGCAACAGUUUGUUUUACCGGAAACUUCCAACACAGAAGAAAUACGCAGCUGCCCAGAAGACAUUUUUUUGAA
Molecule: messenger RNA, 1004 nt
Organism: Thalassophryne amazonica
Lineage: Eukaryota; Metazoa; Chordata; Actinopteri; Batrachoidiformes; Batrachoididae
Gene: mtch2
Product: mitochondrial carrier homolog 2
Exons: 13
Coding region: 98-1003 (301 amino acids)
Biological process (GO): positive regulation of apoptotic process
Cellular component (GO): membrane; mitochondrion
Source: RefSeq, a predicted model, not a curated record